Messenger RNA from Poeciliopsis prolifica (blackstripe livebearer), 3721 nucleotides. RefSeq names its product FBJ murine osteosarcoma viral oncogene homolog B (gene fosb). Gene Ontology annotation, biological process: regulation of transcription by RNA polymerase II. NCBI's taxonomy places the organism in Eukaryota, Metazoa, Chordata, Actinopteri, Cyprinodontiformes, Poeciliidae. The transcript is spliced from 5 exons. Gene Ontology annotation, cellular component: nucleus. Gene Ontology annotation, molecular function: RNA polymerase II cis-regulatory region sequence-specific DNA binding; DNA-binding transcription factor activity, RNA polymerase II-specific. Bases 98 to 1423 code for a protein of 441 amino acids. The record is from RefSeq and is a predicted model, not a curated record.
CGGAGUUCAGCUGGAAGCGAAAAAGUUUUUUUUGUGUUUUUUUUUUUUGGUUCCACCCCCCUCAUCCUCAUCGCGAGGAGUUGGAUUAAGUUUCUUCAUGCAACUUUUUUGGAAAGAGACCAGGACCAUCUCGCUGGGGAACAACAAGAAACUGAACGGUGACACCGUGCGCUCCCUGACUACCGCAGGUGCCGCCUUCUCCUUCAGUCCCUCCGGGGAGAUGUACCAAGGGUUUCCCGGCGACCCCGACAGCGGAUCCCGUGGAAGCUCGUCUCCGUCCAUAGAGUCCCAGUACCUAUCCUCGGUGGACUCCUUCGGGAGCCCGCCCACCACCAGUGCUCCGCAGGAGUGUGUUUCAGCGGGUGCUGGCUCGAGCAUUGUGGGCAGCGGGCCAGGAAGCGGUGUCGGAGGUGAGAUGCCAGGUUCAUUCGUGCCCACCGUCACCGCCAUAACUUCCAGUCAGGACCUGCAGUGGAUGGUGCAGCCAACCCUCAUCUCCUCCCAGGCCUCCGGGCAGAGUAGCUCCACUGGCACCUCGACCAUGACCCAGCCAGUGUCUCUGGUGGACCCGUACGACAUGCCGGGCCCCAGCUACUCCUCGGGGUCCUGUUUCACCCCUCCCGGUUCAGAAACUCCAGUGCCGGCGCCGGGCCCCAUCCGGCAGUCCAGGCCCCGCAGCCGCCGUGCACGAGACGAGUCUGUGAGUGAAGAUGGAGAUGUUGGUGUGUUACUAACACCUGAGGAGGAGGAGAAGAGGCGCGUUCGCCGAGAGCGAAACAAGCUGGCUGCUGCCAAAUGCAGAAACCGCAGACGGGAACUGACAGACAGGCUGCAAUCGGAAACUGACAUACUUGAGGAGGAGAAGGCGGAGCUGGAGGCCGAGAUCUCCGAACUGCAGAAGGAGAAAGAGCGUCUGGAAUUUGUACUGGUGGCCCACCAGCCAAACUGCAAGAUCCCGUACCAGGAGCAGGCUCAGCAGGCCUCAGUGCAGUCCCAGCUCGCUCCUCAGAGCCUGCCACCUCCCGUCUCCAUUGUGGGCUUGACUGUGAAGGAGGACUCUUUCUAUCUCCCUCCUGCCUACUCUGCUCACCCAGGCCCCACACAGCCCCAGCCUCCGUUGCAGCAGCAGCAAGUCCAGCAGCAGCAGCAGCCUCAAGCAGGGAUGAUGCAGGAGGUAGAGUUUUCUAGUUCUUUCUACGGCUCAGCUGAGCCAGCACCUGGUGGGCCAUGCCUUAUGGCCAGUGACAGUGGUGGUGGUGUUAACCAUGACGAUGCCGCCAUUGGCAGUUACAACACCUCAUACACAUCUUCAUUUGUGUUCACCUACCCAGAGGGAGCCUGCGGGGUCAGUGCCAACCAGCGGAACAGCAGUAGCGAGCAGUCAUCCGAUUCCCUGAACUCGCCUUCGCUGCUGGCGCUCUGACUGACCGACAGACACAUGCAUGCAUAGAUUACCACUCACAAGCCCAAUGCUCACUGGAUGCAGAGGCUGACACGAGAACACGCACAGUGCCAAUCAGUCUCCCAGAUUGAGGAAAAACAAAGUGUCAGUCAUUCGAACCUGAUUGGGCGGCACAUCCGGAAAUAUAUUCCUAACAAGAGCCAUAGAAAAAAUAAAUAAAUUGCACAUCAGAUCGAACCUUUAACAUUUGAGCUCCAGCAAAGAAUACAUUCCUGUUUUGUAUUUAGUCGAAUAGUUGUAACAGGGCACGAUUAACACGUUUCUACAAAAAAAAACCCUUAAAAAGUGCAUUACGAAAACCUGCAGAGCCUUGGAAGACUCUUCGAAGCGCUUUAACUUUUCCACAUUUUGUCACAUUAAACCACCAACUUCAAAGCGUUUCAUUGGGACUUUAUGUGACUGUCCAGCAGAGAGUAGCCAAUUCUUGUAAACUGAAAGGAAACGAACUUCUCACAGAUAAAGUUCAAAGAAGGAACGUGCAUUUGUAAGACAAUCCUUUGGUGGUAUUGGUGUCAUUUGGCUUACGUCUCUGACAGCCUGGUGCAUCUGGAGACUGUAAUUGUUGCCCAUUCUUCCUUUCAAAAUAGCUCAAACUCAGACAUAUUGGCUGGAGAGCAUCAGUGAACACCAAUUCUCAGCACCUGUCAUGGAUUUUGAACUGGACUUAGGCCUAAACUUUGACGGAUCCAUCGUAAAUCAGAUGCGUCGGUUGACCUAAGCUCUUCCUUUAAAGCUUUGCUUGUAUGUUUGAAGUUAUUGAGCUGCUGGAAGGCGAACCUCCACCACAGACUUAAGGCCUAUCUGUCUCCUGGGUUUAUCCUCCGAGGUUGUUCUGCGUUUAUCUCCGUCCAUCUGCCAGCCAGCUCUGACCUCGCGCUUGCUUAUGCCCCUUUACAGGGCUUGUUAAAAAUUGCAAAGGGGUUCUUCCUAUGGCUCUCUUUCAACAAUUUAUCAAUCUUGCAAUUUUUCUAUAAAAGCCAUGACUAGUGGGACGCACCACCGGUUGAUGUUUAGUAGAUGGAUCCCCCCACCCGAGCCGUGGAUCUUUAAAGCUCCCCCGGAGAUACCACGGGCCUCUUGGCUGCUUUUUUGGAUAUAAAGUGACAAAGUGUGGAAAAUUCAAGGCGUACGAAAGCCUUUUUGCCAGGGACUGCUCGUUACCAGUCUAAAGUGCUCUGAUUUAAAGAACUGAUUCACAAUGAAUUUUUCUUAUUAAAAUACUCUCAUUGAGUAAAAUAGAUGUUAUUGCUGCACCCCAACACGCACCAGUGCCCCCACCUUGUUCCCUCUGUCGGUUGCCCUUCUGCUAACGCUCUUGCUUUCAUUCUUGUCCAUUACCUUUUUCUUUUUUCUUUUAUUUUUCCUCUCGUCCGCCCUGUUGUUGAAUGUAUUUGUGCAGAUCUGAAAUAAGGGACCAAGGACAAUUUGUUCGGGGUCUUUUCUUGUGGAAGACAGACACAGCUCGCUCACCCGUAACCCUCCAUCUGCUCGGCUGCUCUAUAUGCUUCUUCAUUUGCUGCUUGGACUUGGCAGGUUGAGGAUCUGAGUAUCACAGCCUCCUCUAAAUCUUGUGCUUUCCGUUAAAAAAUUUUUUUAAAAAAAAUUUAAUCUUCCACCGUCUGCCAACCUGCCAUGCGACCCAUCUCUACCCAUCUGUUUUUUUUUUCUCCUCUUCUGUCUCUUUUAUUUCUCCCUCUCUCUUUGAAGUCCUCGACCACUGAGAGCCCGGAGAACCCGUCCAGCCCCUGGGACCUUGAGUGAAAAAGCCGACGCAACUAACACUCCCCACUUUUGCACCCCAGUCAUUCAUGGAUCUGGACGUCCAAACGAGAAGAACCUCUCCUUUUUUGGAGCUCACUGCUCAAUUCCUUUUUACGAUUUGAAACAGCAGCUACACGUACGUCUAGCAACGCACGCGGAUGCACAAAGCGCGACACGAAAUGCCACUGUCUUCUGCUGAGCCAUUUUUCAUGUUGUUCGCACGAUGAAGAUACAUUAGAUACAUCUGCUGUGCUGGAGAGUAAAAAAAGCGAAUAGGAACUGAGUGCAGGCAUGGAGGACAGACACCUGCGGAGGAUAUCCUAUCAUCCAAUUUGGGUGUAGAUAUGAUAAAGUAAUGGGUGGGCAAGAGAAAAAAGAGAAAAAAAAAGAAAGAAAGAGAGGGACCAAAAAACGAGAGAGAAGCACUUCUGUGGAGAUGUGACCUCGGAAAAAAAAACAAACAAACAAACAAAAAAAACCGUCUUCACAUUAAAGAAA